UUAGAAACUGCAUGGAGUCUGCCGUUUUAAUAUUUUUAUGUAUUUUUUUAGAUUUUCGAAAAAUGAAAAAGACUGCUACAAGAUAGAACAGUAACCAAUUACAACAGUUGUUUAGAUCAAAAACGAAUAAUCUCAAAAACACAAAUCCUAGAUCAUUCGGGCUUUUCUAUUUCUUCCUGUUAGUGCUGCUGUAAAUACUCUUAACAUGCUGACAUAAAAACGCCGUGAUCGUCUGCUUUACCGGAAGUUAUGCUGACUAAACUAAAGUGCUUUGAGAUAAACGUAUUCUUAAAUGAAAAUGAUAAAUAUUACUAGAUAAUAGAUUCCAUGUUAGUAAAAACAUGAAUGUAUAUUAUUAUUUAACAUAAAAUAAACAUUUCAAAAUCACCCCCGUAUGAUUGUCGUAUCCACAUCCGGUUCUAAUGUAAACAAACGUAUAUCUAUUAUAUAUCACUUCGCCUGCGUGCUUGCUGUUGAACGCCCAGUAACGGCGUUGAAAGAAGAAACUGCACUAUGGCCUCUGAAAAUAUUGAUAUGAUCACCAAGCGUCCAAGGACACCACAUGAUCAGUACACUUGUAUGACAGAAGAGCAAAUACACAACAAUACAAUAAAUGGUAGACCAAAUAGGUUUUUUAUGUCACAAAAACCACUUGUGAUGUCUAAAAAACGUUACUGUAUGGACCGUUAUGCCACAAAUACUAGCCAGUAUCUAUUCAGGGAACAACCUCGGUCUUACCCUAAGUGCUGGAUUGGUGAUCUGUGGCAACAACAGCCUUCAGAGCAGCACAACACUUGUCGUCUGGGAGCCUCUCUUCGCUGGGGCCCAGAAAAGAAUGGUUCAAGAACUUAUAGCCACUUUGUUGGAGAAGAUACACACCGCUAUCUCAACAUUGACGUGUAUUGUCGCCCUCCAACUAAUUUGGUAGGAUUAGUUGUUCAGAAACAUGGAAGACCUGGGAGAAGCUACUAUGACCAACGACAUCCUCAUUCAGCUACAUGGUUUGGAUCCAGCCACAUACUGAACCAAACUGACAUCUUGCAAGAUAUUAGGCCCAAAACUUUGAAAGAGCAUCAGAUGAGUUCUGAAGCAGAGAAAACAAAGAUGAUAUGGAGACAUGGUAAAUGGCCAGAAUUUUCAGAGUAUGUGGAUCGAUAUACUUUGCAUUCCAAAGAUGAACCAGAGUUGACUUCGUUUGAACGCAACAAGAGACAUAUUCUUGAAGCUAAUUAAUUAUUGCCCUGUUUUGGGCAGGUUUAACAAGGGCAUCUGAAUAAAUUCACAUACAUCAAGUGACGUGAUGUCAGCACAUAGAAGACAUUAAAAAAAGUUGCCAUACUCUAUAUACCCUUUUGCAAUCUCUAGGGAGUAUAAAUUUUACAUACCUUAUCUGUGCAGAGGUCUUCUUGAAUAUUUCCUGUGGUUUUAUUUAACUUGUAUUAGACCCUGGUUUUAUUAUGAAAUUUUUAACACCCCCAAAUUAAUGAUUGUACCGUAAUUUUUUUUUAAACUAUAUCCAGUAGUUUGGUAGUUAGAGGACUCUGUAAAAAUUUUCUUUUAUUUAGGUCUUUUGUUUACUUUUUCUGGUGUUUUUCAAUAUACAUCUUGAAUGUAAUUUUUCAAGUGCCUUGAACAUUGAUUUUUUGUUGUUGCUGCUUUAGCAGAUGCAUACUGAAACUUAAUAUCACCUACAAUACCAGGAUAAAUUUGUUUAUAAAUGAGCACAGGAAUCUGAUGUAUAGCAAGAUUCAACAGUUAUGCAAGUUUUGUGUUGACCAUCCUCACUUCUAUCCCGAUUUUUUUGAGACAUGAAAAAAAAAAUCUUUCAACAGGUGAAAAUUGUGAUGUGCAUUUUUGUGUUAACUGCAGAUGGCACGCAAGUAAAUGUAUUCCAUACUUUAAAAAAACAAAACAAAAAACAAAAAACAAAAUCCCCAUUGUUUUAUUCCUUUUCCUACUCGUGUUCCUCUGCAGUAAAACAUUUUUUAAACUAC
This is a messenger RNA of Pomacea canaliculata, 1994 nucleotides long. RefSeq lists its product as uncharacterized. The record is from RefSeq and is a predicted model, not a curated record. The coding region runs from base 514 to 1233 and encodes 239 amino acids. NCBI's taxonomy places the organism in Eukaryota, Metazoa, Mollusca, Gastropoda, Architaenioglossa, Ampullariidae. The transcript is spliced from 6 exons.